AUGGAACUAAAGUUUACACCAACAAAGAAUCUACAAAUGUCAAUAUUCAGAACGCCACAAGAAUCACCCUCUUUAAUAUCAUCUAUAAGAUCUGCCGAUCAAGUUAAGUGCAACCAAUCUUUGGCCUAUGGCUACCUUCAUCGUUCAUCACGUUUUAGCUCAAGAAAGUUGAGGGCUCAUUGUUGCUCAAGCUUCAAUGUAUUCCCCCGUGAAAACAGUGUUCACAAGAGCAUAGAAUUGAAUCCUUCAAAGCGGCCUUUACCCUCAAAGGUCGAGUUCCUAGAUCCCACAUCGCUCGGAAUCUGCUCGGAGCCAUCGAAUUGGCCUGAAAGAGAUGAGAUUCGAAGGUUCACCAUCGAACAAAAAGCAAGCAACGUGGGGAUCCCACAUUCACUGAGGUUGCGAAAACAAAGGGGGAAGUUGGAUAGUUUCGUUGAUAAUGCAAGUGGAUUUGCAUAUUCCUCUGUUAAAAACGCCAUUUCUUCGUUAGUUUUCAUCAUCAGAGAGAUCCAAAACUACACGCUGAUAAUUAGGGAAAGUCUUUAUUCCGAAGAUUUAGUGGAUGUCAUGUCUAAAAUCCAACAAGACAUGACGUUAACCUUUGUAUGGCUGUUCCAACAAGUGUUUUCCGAAACGCCGACACUCCUGGUUUACGUCAUGCUUCUUUUGGCAAAUUUUUCUGUUCAACCAAUGGCAGAAAAUGCUUCUUUUGAUGUAAUCCAACGACAAGGAUUCACUCAAAAUGUUGUUACAGCAAUCGUGUUGGUUUCAGACAAGGAAAGUGAAAAAGAAGAACAAGAAGAUCAAUGUCCAAAGGCCAAUGAUGAGGUUAGGUUAUGGGAACCAAUGGUGGAAGAGGCUUCGAGGAUAAGGGGGGAGUCGGUUCAUGAUAAAGCCUUGGAAUAUCAAAUAAGGCAACAAUUGGUUUCUCCAUUGCAUGAGGAGGUUGAACCAGAUAACCACGAACCUAAUAAUUCUCUUUUUCUAACAAAUUAUGCUCAGUUUCUUCACCUUGUUGUCAAGGACUAUGACAGGGCAGAAGAGUACUUCAAACGUGCUAUUGAGGUGGAACCUCAAGAUGCCGAGGCAUUGGGACUAUAUGCUGAUUUCUUAUGGAAAGUGAGAAACGAUCAGUGGGGAGCUGAAGAAAUGUACAUACAAGCUGUCGAGGCUGACACCAAAAACCCCUUUCAAGUAUCAAAAUAUGCAAAUUUCUUAUGGAGCACUGGUGGCGAAGGCACUUGUUUUGUAUUUGAUGAAUCAAAAUAG
Gossypium raimondii (Peruvian cotton) is the source of this 1269-nucleotide messenger RNA. RefSeq lists its product as uncharacterized. Gene Ontology annotation, molecular function: protein binding. The transcript has 3 exons. Lineage: Eukaryota; Viridiplantae; Streptophyta; Magnoliopsida; Malvales; Malvaceae. The record is from RefSeq and is a predicted model, not a curated record. The coding region runs from base 1 to 1269 and encodes 422 amino acids.